Messenger RNA from Rhododendron vialii, 1928 nucleotides. RefSeq lists its product as uncharacterized. The record is from RefSeq and is a predicted model, not a curated record. Lineage: Eukaryota; Viridiplantae; Streptophyta; Magnoliopsida; Ericales; Ericaceae. The transcript is spliced from 3 exons. The coding region runs from base 293 to 583 and encodes 96 amino acids.
GAACUCUUCAAGUUGUAGAUCUUAUCAAGGAGAUAAACUAUGGUAAUGAUCACGGCAAUCAGACACAAAUUAGUACAUAAUCAGGGAUGAUCAAGCUGAGUUUGUUUUUAUAAAAAUAGACUUGACCACUUUGGAUUAAACCCAUCUUAUUAUCGAACAAAUUCACUUCGCUCGCGAGAGAGAGAGAGAGAGAGAGAGAGAGAUUGUUCAGCAGAGCAGAUGAAGUGAUUGGGCUGGUCUAACUGCAAUUGUAUAAACAGAAUUAAGUCUUUGAAGGAUCUAGUUUUCUCUUAUGGCUACUGAAGAGCCUAAAGAUCCAUUUAAAGCAAUGGACUGGAAAAAUAUGGGUAGUUCUGAUGUGCAAAAUGAGCCCAGCACUGGCCCAGUGAUAAAGAAACGGUUGCCACGAAAGAUUAGGCAAAUUCCAGAGUGCUAUUUUCUUCCUCGGAGAUCGAUACCCUCUGCCAUUGCCUUUUACGGGGCAUGGAUUGCUGGUGGGAUUGGUGCUGGGAUGCUGUUGGAGGUCUGGAUAAAGAAGAAGGUCAAAGAGGAUGGUGGUGUCAUCUGGGAGUUUGACAAGUAAAAGUUGGAUGGUAUGUUUCCUAAUCCGUGGCUUACAAUUUAGAUGACAACCUAAUAUUGGACUCAAUUCCAAAGUUUUGCUGUUGCCAGCGAAAAGGGUUGUGAUAUGCAUCUUUCUUCUCUGAUUAGCUUCAGAUUGCUUGCUGUAAUGGGGGAAACUCAAUUUGGGGUUCUUUGAAUUGUUCUACAUGCUCAAAUUCUUUCCUGUUUGCAAGGGAAAAUGUUAAUAUAUGUUUGGAUCUUGUUUUAACACAUCUGCCCUUUUUUUUUUGUAACGGCAAAAAGUUUAUUAGGAAACUGAUCGGGUACAUCAAGUGGGGGUGUGGUGAGGGGGAUCCAACCAAAGGUCCCUUUGGACAAACACCUGAAGAGGGCAACGCCCUACAAUCCAAGGGCAAAAUGCCAGAACACCUAAAGGCCUAAAUGUGCCUAGAUCAAUUCACAUACAGCUCAAAAAACCCGCCAAACAAUGCCCUUGACACAUCCAAGUAUGACUUAUUCUAAGUUUCACAGUACUAUAGUGCUACUACUGCAUAACACCUUGGUGAGAAAAAAGAACUUGUCAAAAUUAUUAGUUGGGUUGGAGUAAGAGUGAAUAGUGCAAUUCUUCAAACUCAAUUUUUGAAUAGAAAACAUUAGUAUUUGAUUCUUUAAGUUGAAGAAUUGGAUUGGAGAUGCUCUAAAUGGUUUCACUCGGCCAGAUUUUUCUUAAGGGUGUAUGUCCUAAUACAUUGAAGCAAUGUAAUUCACCAAAAGAGUUGAGGUUUGGUUACUGACAGUGUUAGUGUGCUCUGUGGACCUGGUACAGAGAGCCAUGGUCAUCUGUUUUUUCGAUUUUCGUUUCUUCUCACAUUCAGGGGACCUGGUGAGAAGGUGUGGAAUUCUUAGAAGUCCAACAAGGUUGGAUCAUGAGGUCAUCUGGGAUAGUCAACAUAUGAACGGAAUGGUUUUCAGCAUUCAGUCUAUAAACUUGUUAUUGCUGCUGCUUCUCUUUUGAUAAGCACUAUUGGCUAUUGCUGCUUCUUUGUACCAUGUAUGGCUAUGGCUUGAAAGAAAUGCCAGAAUUUUCCGGAAUCUUUGGACUUCAGAGGGAUGCUUGCUCUGUCCUUACUCCUUACUAUGUUGAUUUCUGAUAUUUAAGAGCUUGUUUGAAUUCAUGUAGGAGGGCCAAGCUGUGUCAAGAAUCAGCCUUUGUGUGCUCCGUGGAAUCUGCCCCUUUCAUUUUUAUUUAUUUUUUGUUUUUGGUUACACCCCUUUCAUUUUUACUUCAUAGUUGUUUUGGUGCUCUUUCGGUUAGUGGUGCAGUGGUGUUAAAAGCACUGGUCUGCUUCUGUUGUUUUGUUUUC